Messenger RNA from Pseudophryne corroboree (corroboree frog), 1888 nucleotides. It is a transcript of the gene VSIG1, whose product is annotated as V-set and immunoglobulin domain containing 1. Gene Ontology annotation, biological process: maintenance of gastrointestinal epithelium; epithelial cell morphogenesis. The coding region runs from base 79 to 1032 and encodes 317 amino acids. Gene Ontology annotation, cellular component: plasma membrane; basolateral plasma membrane. The record is from RefSeq and is a predicted model, not a curated record. The transcript is spliced from 7 exons. Lineage: Eukaryota; Metazoa; Chordata; Amphibia; Anura; Myobatrachidae.
AUUUGAUUGAAGCCACAAGAGACUGAAACCAAACUGUGGCAGCACCUGGUUUCUCACAGUGCAGACCUCUUGGGCAAAAUGAUGUCGUUCUUUAUCGGGAGUUUAGUGUUUGUAUGGAGCCUUACAGGGUCCUUCUACUGCUCUGCUCAGGUGACAGUACCAAACCCAGUCAUUAACGUGACUGUUGGUCAAAGUGCCACUCUGAACUGCGCAUACAGCUUUCCUGGGUCCCAAACAAACAACCUGAAUAUACAAUGGAGUCUUAUAGAAGCUCAGUCACAGGAGCCGGUUGUUGUUUAUGUUUUUGGAAAUGGAGUAUCAUAUGCAAUGGGAAGGUUUAAGAACAGAGUGACAGCAUACAACGGCACUGGUAACGCUUCAAUAACUAUUUCAAACAUGCAGCCACAGGAUACCGGAUUUUACUCCUGUGAGGUGACCAAGUUACCUGAUAUCGGUCAAGCACAUCUUCGGCUGGUUGUACUGGCCCCACCAUCUACUCCACACUGCAGCAUCGAAGGACACAUGGCGAUUGGACAUGCCGUUACUCUGCUGUGUAGUUCCUUAGUGGGGAUGCCUCUCCCAACCUACACCUGGAACAUAUUAAUCAAAGGAGUUCUGAAGCCACUACACAUGGAGCAGGAGAAUGGAGCCGUGACUAUAGGCAACAUGACAAAGUUUGAAGAUGGAUACUACCAGUGCACAGCAAGCAACAGCCUGGGCAAUGCAACCUGUCAACUUGAUCUACAUACAGGGGGUGCAUCAGGGGUCAUCGUAGGAGGAGUUAUUGGAGCAGUUAUCUUGGCAACACUUAUUUUUGUCAUCAUCUGGUUCGUUAUUGCAAAGAAGAAGAACAAAAAACAAACAGCAAGUAGUGAAAUGAAAAAAGUUUCCUCUUCAGGUCAAUCGCACCCUGAGGUAGAGGAACCAGCCCGCCAGACCCUGGUGGUUUCGGAGCCCCCAGAAGCCAAGGAAUAUAGAGACCAGCCUGAAAACAUGGCUGCCAAUGGAGAAGUAGAAGAUCCAGCUGUGUAAAAGGCCGUUUCUAGCCAUGAGAUGCAGAUUUCUCACUGCAAGUUCAGAUGUGCUCUACAACUGAUGAGCAAACGCAGGGUGUGGUGAGACGCUCCCUGUAUCGGAGGAGAAAUCGAUUUUUUAAAACUAUUUUUUAUAUUUGAUAUUUUUGGCUUUUAUUGUUUAAACCACUUAUAAAUAGUAGCAUUUUUAGUGGUAGUAGAUGUUAUACUGAAAACGGUCUUGUAUGUAUAAAUACCUUAAUUUUAAACAUUGAGGUUGUAAAAACCUAAAAAUAUCAGAUGUAUGCAGUGUUUUUAUAAUCUGGCAGUAACAAGGUCAUGCCACACCAGAAUUUCAGAAAAGGAAGAUUUUACAAUCGAUUUCAAUCCAAACACACCCGAAUUACAUGGAAUCCAGGUUUCCUGACUUAUUCUCCACAAAAAAGACUGACAAUGUAAGACUGACAAUGUUUAAAAAAAAAAAAAUGUAGUCUGGAACUAAUUGUGAAGAGCUUGUGUCAUAUCUCUAAAUAAAUAGGCUACUGGCCACUAAGUUUAUUCUUUCACAGAAUCAUACACGUUUGUACCUCACGCUUCAAUGUUACUGGACGACAUAAAACGUGGACACCCACAAACACAUUCAUCAGUGCAUUCCUACUUGCUGGGCUUUGGGCACACAUAAUUGUAAAACCAACCAGUGCUACACUAGUUACAGAUGUGUCCUCAUACAUUUAGCCUCAAUACACUACAUAGCGGUUAAUGCCUGGCGUGAGUAAGCUAUGCAAAUAGGACACACAAGCAGACUCUGCUGAUUAAAGUGAUAUGCAGAAUGCAUAUAUUCUCUGUGUGCGUCUGCGGCUGUAACUGCAUAUGAA